AUUAUAUCACAAAAGAUGUUAUUACGAACAUUUUUCAUGAUCGGAUACUUUGCAUCAUGGAGUGCAUACCCAGACAUGGGAUACAGCGUCGACCAGCUUGAUCCGACAAAACUCUCGCACGUAAUGUAUGCAUUUGCAUUGCCGUCAAAAACCGGCGAGGUAUUUCUCCCGGAUCCUGAAAUAGAUUACGGGGAUACGAGUGACGGUAUAUUAAGGGGUAACUUAGGAAAGUUGUGGAAACUGAAGCAUAAGAAUCGACAGUUAAAGACUGCGUUAUCGAUCGGUGGUGAAGAUGGUAGCGCAAAUUUCUCGAGCAUAGUUGCUAGUUCGUCGAAAAGAGAUAAAUUUAUUUCGACGUCGAUAAGUUUGAUGAAUGACUUAGGAAUGGAUGGGCUGGAUCUAUAUUGGGAAUUUCCAAAAAAUGAAAGAGAAGCUAAAAAUUAUGUGACUCUGCUGCAAGAGCUAAGAAUUGCAUUAGACAUAUACAAAAUAAUCAAGGGCGAAAAAGAAAAAUAUCUGUUAUCA
Molecule: messenger RNA, 525 nt
Organism: Ambispora leptoticha
Lineage: Eukaryota; Fungi; Glomeromycota; Glomeromycetes; Archaeosporales; Ambisporaceae
Source: the annotation of a GenBank genome assembly